This is a messenger RNA of Kogia breviceps (pygmy sperm whale), 1344 nucleotides long. It is a transcript of the gene NKAPL, whose product is annotated as NFKB activating protein like. Gene Ontology annotation, biological process: regulation of gene expression. Gene Ontology annotation, cellular component: nucleus. The record is from RefSeq and is a predicted model, not a curated record. Lineage: Eukaryota; Metazoa; Chordata; Mammalia; Artiodactyla; Physeteridae. Gene Ontology annotation, molecular function: chromatin binding.
AUGCUGAUUGGGUUUUCUUCAGGCAAGCACCGAAAGCGGAAGUCGUGCGCCGGACCGUUGCUAGAGCGCUUGCGUGGCCGGCAAUCGCCGUCAGUCUCGGUCUUUGUAGUAACUGCUCUUGUGAAAGCGCGGCGCGUGGCGCCAGUGUCCCGGUCGCGCUCCCGCGACACCCCAGGCUCUAGGAGACGGCGACGCAGCUCGUCAGGGAGCCUGCCUAACGCGCAGGCCAGACCAUCCCCGUGGGGCAGCCGUUCCCACUCCCACUCCCACUCCCGCGGCCGCGAGGGCCUCAGGCCUCAGUGGGGUGGGUCGGGCGUCGGCGCUCCUUGUACCUUCAGCCGCUCUGGAUCUCGAGAGCGGCCCACCAGGCUCCGCAGCUACGCUUUCUCGUCCUCUUCUGUCUACUAUGGCGGGUACUGCUACCAUCACCACCACUAUGCGCUCGACAGGCAGUGGGCGGAAGACUAUGAGAAGGAGAAGGAGGAGAGCUAUCGUCAGGGGAGGCUGAAAGAGAGAGACAGGACUGGGGAGUUGGGAGCACCUGAGGUGUGGGGUCUGUCUCCAGAGUUUCCUGAGCCAGAUUCUGGUGAACACACCCCGGUUGAGGAUGAAGAGGUAAAGACUAAGAAGAGCAGCAGUUCACAUUCCAGCUCCGAAGAAAAAAGGAAAAAGAAGACCAGUCGUUCAAAAAAUAAGAAAAGAAAGAAAAAGUCCAAAGGAAAACACAGGAAAUAUUCUGAUAAUAGCGACAGUAAUUCAGACUACGACACUAGCUCGGAUGAUGAUAAAACGAGAGCAACAAAAGCCAAGAAGAAAGAGAAGAAAAAGAAACACAGAGCUAAAAAGCCCAAGAAAAAGACGAAGAAGACUAAAACAGAAUCCAGUGACAAACGCUGUAAGGAUUCAGAAGGGGAGUUGCCAGAAGAUAUCUGGAUUGAGCAGUCAAAGAUUGCAGAUAACAUGGCUCUAAUAGGUCCAGAGGCACCUAUAAUACACACCUCUCAAAAUGAGAAACCUUUGAACUAUGGCCAUGCUCUGCUUCCAGGUGAAGGUGCAGCUACGGCUGAGUAUGUAAAAGCUGGAAAGCGUAUCCCACGAAGAGGUGAAAUUGGGCUGAGAAGUGAAGAGAUUGCAUCUUUUGAAUGCUUGCGUUAUGUUAUGAGUGGUAGCAGGCAUCACAGAAUGGAGGUUGUGCAACUGCGUAAAGAGAACCAGAUCUAUAGUGCUGAUGAGAAGAGAGCUCUUGCAUCCUUUAACCAAGAAGAGAGACGGAAGAGAGAUAAGAUUCUAGCUAGUUUCAGAGAGAUGGUGUACCGAAAGACAAAAGGGAAAGAUGACAAAUAA